Dimorphilus gyrociliatus is the source of this 2063-nucleotide messenger RNA. Lineage: Eukaryota; Metazoa; Annelida; Polychaeta; Dinophilidae. The record is from the annotation of a GenBank genome assembly.
AGUUGCUACAUUGGCAACUUCUACAGCGGUCAGUUACAUUUAAAAUCUAUUAAUUUGGACAACCUAAAUAGUUUGGGAUAGAAGUUACUUUCUGAUAUUUAUUGACUCCGAAUUAAUAUAUACAAUUGUAUGUUUAUAGCCAAAUAGUAAAUCAUCUGAAUUGUUUGGUUUGAUAUUAAUCAUUGGGGAAUAAAAAUUAUAGGUAAGUAGUAUUGAAAAAAGCCUGGUUACUGUUCAUAAAUUGACAAUGAAAUUUCGAGAUCGUGAAUAGCGUGCUCAUGUAAGGCAAAUCGUUCUUCUAUAGGUUCUGCCAAAAUAUAAUUGUUGGCCUUUUCGUAUUAAAGCCACCUAUUUUCUUUAUCUCAAUACAACAAUGGCGAUCAAUGCUUUAGUAUUGAAAUAUUUCGUGUCGUAUACUGUAUAAAAUUGUUGACUAAAUAUACUUCCUUCUGAUCAACGAUACUAGUUGAUGGGAAGUCUGUGCUCAAGUUAUAUCGAUAAGAGAUAUAUAUAUAUAUACAUAUACAUAUAUAUAUAUAUUAAAUAUGUAUAUAUAUAAUUUAUAUUGAAUUAUUACUAGGAAAAAAAACUACUAACGAAAAACAACAAUGGGAAAAUUUAUCAGUCGAUUCAGAAAGGAGGAACAGAAUACCCGGACACCACCUCCUAUCCUUCCAGACAGACCCAAUAAUUAUCAUCUACCACAAGUUGCGGCUCUGUAUAAUUAUCAAGCUCUUUGUACUGGAGAUUUGUCAUUUAAAAAAGGAGAUACGUUAGAAGUAAUCAUAAAGGAUGAUACAGAUUGGUGGCAUUGUAGGAAUAAGAGAACGAAGCAAGAAGGAAUUAUUCCCAGUAAUUACGUGGCUGAGAUACAAAGCUUGAACGUUAAAGAUUGGUAUUUCGGCGAUAUUACUAGGAUAAAAGCAGAACUAGAACUGAAGUCUCCUGGCAAUGAUUUCGGUUCAUACCUGAUAAGGGAUAGUGAGAGUUUGCCUGGAGGAUACGCUCUAUCCUUACUCGAUUAUGAUAAGACUAAAAGCGACAAAAUUGUUAAACACUAUAGGAUAAAAACACUCGAUAGAGGAGGUUUCUUUAUAACCCCUAGAACCACGUUCAAAACUCUAGAUCAGUUAGUCGCACACUAUACUACAGCAAAUGACGGGUUAUCUAGAAAACUGGCUCAAGCUUGCAAAAAAGAUGCACCUGUUACACACGAUUUGGACAGAGCAACGAAGGAUAAUUGGGAAGUGGAACGGAAGGAUGUCAUACUGGGCGAAAGGCUUGGCUCUGGUAUGUUUGGUGAGGUGAGAAAGGCGACGUAUAGAGGAAAAAUUGUUGCCGUAAAGACAUUAAAGGAGGGUACAAUGCCGAAAGAAAAAUUUAUGGAGGAGGCGAAUGCGAUGAAGAAUUUAAAACAUCCAAAUAUUGUAUCAUUGUUUGCAGUUUGUUCAAGGGAAGAGCCUAUAUAUAUCCUAACUGAGUUUAUGGACCACGGUAGUCUUCUUUCAUUCCUUAAAUGUAACAGAGGAAAAAAGCUAAAGGUCUUAGAGAGAAUUGAAAUGGGAGCUCAAAUAGCAAAUGGCAUGUCAUUUAUUGAAGGUAAAAAGUACUGUCAUAGGGAUUUGGCAGCGAGGAAUGUUCUAGUCAGUGGAAGAAAGUUAACAUGCAAGGUUGCAGAUUUUGGUUUGUCAAGAGCAAUAGAUAAUGAUGUAUAUGUAGCAGCUGCAGGUGCGAAAUUCCCAAUCAAAUGGACAGCUCCCGAGGCAAUUGCCUUUGGAAAAUUUACAAUUAAAUCGGACGUAUGGAGUUUCGGAAUAGUUUUGAUUGAAAUAUUUACACACGGAGCAUAUCCCUAUCCAGGUAUCAGCAACAACGGAAUUCUGAACCAAAUUGAAGCUGGAUAUAGGUUACCCAAACCGGAUAUUUGUCCUGUAGAUUUGUACGAAAGUGUAUUCCUUAAAUGUUGGGAAGCGAAUCCAGACGAUAGACCGACUUUUGAAUUUUUAGAAGAUUGGAUGUCAAAUUAUCAAGUAUCUUCUGAAACACAGUACCAGGAACAAUAA